AUGUUGACCCGGAGCAGGCUUGGUGUUCCCGCCGUCCAUGUAAGUUUAUGUAGUCUGUGCGCCUAUGUUUCUGAUCUGGUAAAAUAGAUGGCAGCAGGUUCAGCUUCACUUCUGGGAUCUAGAUCUUAUUUUAUAGCCUGUUCUACCUCUGGAUGGUAGAACUUCUGCUUGGAAGCACAAUUAGUCAAGUGACUUUGUCCCUCUGUUCCUGUGUAUGUUGAGACUCUGCGGCUCGAGUUAUGUUAUCAGGGCUCAUGUCUGAGUCCGAAAGCGAGGCCAUGACCGGUUUCGCGUUUCAUACCAUCCCAGACCUCUGUGAAGACGGGGUGCACGCGUCCAGCGAUCGCUUGCAUUAACACCUUGGAGGCUCCCACUUUACGUUCUGAAUGUUCCCUAACUCCAAAGUUAGGGUGAUCAUAUUAGAGUCAUGGCGGCGUGCUUCCACCAGUGAUAGCGACUAACUUCGACAUUAUAUGGUGGUGCUAUGCCGCAAAGGAGACAAUCCUGGACCUGUUUUAUGAUAAGUCAUGAAAAUGUGCAUGUCUUUGCACGGUAGACCUAGCCUUUGAAUGGCCGCCCAUCAUAGUAUAACGCCCAUGGUCACCGUCAAGUGAGGAAAGUCGAUAAUGUAAUCCUGGAAGCUUAUAUCUAAAAGGUGUCUUAAAAUGACUCAGUACCCGUUACAGCUGUUUCACCGUUCAAUGUCUCCCAUUUCCUUUAUCUCCAACAUACCCAGGCCUUGAAUUUAAGUCCGUUUAUUUGUCGCACUUGCUCACACUUUUUCCGUAAUUACAGCGGGAUGAAAAUGUAGGCACAUUUGCGAAGUCAUUCGAUACCACCAAAGCCAACACUCAAGCCAGUGUGCAUACAAGGUCACGAGCCGCUCUAGGAGAGCUGCAAAACGUUGAAUCCUUGCCCCACAAGCCCUUUAAGAAGCCCGACGCACCCCAAGCACCUGCUCAGCAGAAUCAGGAAUCUCCGCGCAAUCUGCAAUCUGUACUUAAUGCCAGGCUUAAAGACCUCACACAGGCAGAAAUAAAUGCGCUACAAGCCUUCUGCCAACGACGAAAGGCCAUAAGAUCGACGUUACUCACCGGUGAGAACUCAUCUGUCUACAUGGAUGUUGACAAGGACUCGGCACGUGACGCGGCUUCAGUUUCAGUGUUUGCCGAGACCAUCUUCAACUAUCUACAAAUUGAAGAGCUGCGGUGUCAGCCACUCUCCUCUACCUUUCUAUCUGCCUGCACAGAGAUAAGUCCAAGGAUGAGAUACAUCCUAGUUAACUGGUUAGUUCAAGUGCACCAGAGCUAUAAACUCCAACCCGAGACUUUGUAUUUAUGCAUUGCGAUCAUGGAUCGUUACUUACAGGUAGAUCCUCGACUUCCUGACAGUACUUGUCGUAGAAAUGUGGUUCCGGAAUCACAAAGGACCUCUUCCAGUUAGUUGGUAUCACGGCUCUUUUUAUCGCCUCAAAAUUCGAGGAGAUGUACCCACCAGACAUUGGCGAUUUCUCAUCAAUAACCGAUAAUACAUACAGUAAACGCGAUAUCCGUACAUGCGAGCAACUAAUCUUGCAAUCUCUGGAUUUCUACUUGUCGAUCCCUUCCCCCAUCGUGUUUUUGCGUCGCAUAUCCCGAGCGCUUGAGGUAAACACAUUUCAGUUCCUAACCCAGAUAGGCUGACAGGCGAAUGCACAAUCUAUCAAAGUACUUCCUUGAACUUACCAUUCAAGAGUAUGAUCUGGCCUACUUGCCAGGGAAUCUAAAAGCCGUGGUCGCCGCUUGCCUUUCCCUCGCGGUUUGCGCACACUCGGACAACAUCGACGAUGUCUGGAACGACAAGCUUGCUUAUAUUAGUGGAUAUUCCAUCGACGAUGUCCGUGGACCCGUCAAAAUCCUAGCUAAGGCGGUGUAUCGUCAAAAUUCUCCAUCUAAGUACAGGGUAGGUUACUAUACUCUCUUAUUCUCUUAGGCUAUAUACGAUAAGUAUCGUCUGGACGAUUUAUACGACAAAGUGGCAGCCCUACCUCAACUGCGCUCUGCUAUGAUGGAAGCACUUGCGGACCUGAAAUUUGACGAAGACGGGACCGAAGUCGUUGCUUAA
Messenger RNA from Spirometra erinaceieuropaei, 2103 nucleotides. The record is from the annotation of a GenBank genome assembly. Lineage: Eukaryota; Metazoa; Platyhelminthes; Cestoda; Diphyllobothriidea; Diphyllobothriidae.